AUGAUAAUACACAUUUGGUAGUCAGACUACUCUUUUGGUUUAUUAGAAAUGGGAUAUGUACUACUUAACUGUAUUUUGUGUAGGGAUGCUGUUGAAUCAAGAAACCGUGCUGGAGACAACCCGCCUGUUCAUGGUCCCUUAUCUUCACACUCAUGUAGUGAAGUACCACCAGUGGAUGGAAAAUCCUCAGUUGAGGGAGAGCACAUCGUCAGAUCUACUGUCACUUGACGAGGAGCUCGACGCACAACAGAAGUGGUGUAACUCCGAUGAUCGAUUGACGUUUAUUCUACUAAGUAAAAAACUUAUUCAAGAAUACUGGUUAUCAGGAAGUGUACAGAAUGAGAUAGAUACGUCAUCCCGUCUAAGUGUUUAUGAGACCUUGGAUAAUGCGAAUCCUGAAGUCUUUGCCAUGAUUGGAGAUGUUAACCUUUUUCUUACUCCUGGUGGUGACAAUGGUUUUGAAGGUGAAUUAUCUGUGAUGAUUGCUGAACCAGAUUUUCGUGGUCAAGGUUUAGCAGCUGAAGCAUUGGCUGGUAUUACUGAAUAUUCUGGAAGGCAUUUAUCAAUCAAAUUAACUUCUCUUGUCGCUAAAGUAUCAAUAAAUAAUAAAGAAAGCAUGCACUUCUUUAAGAAUCGGCUACAAUUUGUUGAACGUUCACGGAAUAGUAUAUUUAAUGAGGUUGAACUUGUACCACAGGUACAAUUAAACUUGUCAGCUGAAGAUGAAUUGCUAAAAUCCAUCAAUCUUUCAUUGAAGACAUCUGAGUUCAUCGUGAACAGACUUUUGAUGACAUCAUCAGAAUUCGCUGCAUCCGGUUGGUAUUAUCAAGAAAAUGACUUCACAAUUUGGCGUCAAGAAAUAAGGAAAUGAUUAUUCCUUUAUAAUUAUUUCUUUUAUAAUUUACCAGCUAAUAAAUUUUUGGCAAAAAGAAUCCUGAAAUCAUUAUAAUAAUUAUAAUCGGUAGUAAAAAUGUCUGUGCAUCUUUUUGUUUCUUGUUCUUUUGUGCCUUAAAAUUCUGUUUACAUCACAAUUUUCUUAUUCCUGAGUCUUCAAAAUGACCUCAUCCGAUUGAAAUUAUUGAGUACUGUGUACACUUCUCAGAGCUCACAAAUUCCGCAGAGGGAAUCGACAUAAAAGCCGUUAUGGAUCGUUUCAUUAAUCAUUUCGAUCGAAAUAUCAAACAUAUUGUCGUAAAAAAAUUAAUUUAGCAGAAAUCUUUCUCGUUACUGUCUGAAUGUAUUGUAAAUGGUGACG
Molecule: messenger RNA, 1255 nt
Organism: Heterobilharzia americana
Lineage: Eukaryota; Metazoa; Platyhelminthes; Trematoda; Strigeidida; Schistosomatidae
Source: the annotation of a GenBank genome assembly